CACAACCUUUAACCUCUCCAAAACGCACAGCACGACGAAGGAAUAACCCAUUUUCACAACCUUUAACCUCUCCAAAACGCAAAGCACGACGAAGGAAUUUCACCAGAAUCCAGAACCGCACAACUCUCACCCAAACACCCGAAACCUAUUCGCGCGAAUCUUCCCCUUCUUCGCUCGUAAUGGCUCGACGGUUCACCGACAAACGCCUAGUUCAUCUUCUUAGAAUCUGACUACAUCUUUAUGGAUGAUAUAUUCAUUUGCAAGUUUGACACAAAUCGGAAAUGGAGAUAUAGUGAAACCUGUGAAUCCAUGGUGAUUUCGACGACGGUGAUGGUGGUAACAGACGGGAGGUAAGUUUCGAUAAGAAAGGAACCUUAAAUUUGUCUCUUAUUCUAUCUCUUGGAAUUUACAACCCUAUUACCUUUCAAUGUGUUUUGAAAAUCAUUUAUAAGUAGUUUUUGACUUUGAUUACCUCCACUUACAACUUGUAUGCUUUCAUACCGAGUGUUAAUAAAACUGUGUUAGAGCACCUGGCGAUAACAUGGCAAUACUAACCAACUUGGAAGUGUUCUUUCACAUGUGGAGUAGAAGUGUUCUUUCACAUGUGGAGUAAAAGUCAACAUUGAAUUUCUGAAGUGAAGUAGAUACACAAAACUGUUUAUACUUCAUUUAGACAAUAUUUUUUUUAUUUGAUCUCUCGAGUAUUUAAUAUAUAUUUUUAUUGGUGGCUUUCAUAUUCUGCUCCAUAUGUUUUUAUAGUUUUUUAUACCUUACAUGUUUACUUCAAGUUUUUAUAGUUUUUUCAUUUGUUAUUUUCUAAUAUUUGAAUUUAAGUGAUUCAAACACUUUUUAAAUUAAUAUUUUAAUAUAUAAUUGUUUAACUUAUUAUAUGUUGAACAUGGAGAUAUUGACCAACACCUCGCAGCAUGAAAAAGAGUCAAUUGAUCACAUCUAACAAUUUGAUGCAUAAUUUUUUGAAAAAAUGGUUGAAGUUAAAUCUACAAGAACAUCAAAUGCAAAUGGUUGAAGAGAAAAAUCUACAAAAACGCCAAAUACAAAUGGUUGAAGAGAAAAAGAAUCAAGAAAAUAAUGACAAAAUGAAAGAGAUUGAAAAAAACUUACAUAUAGAUAUAGUUUUGUUUAAUGAAUGAUUUGUUGGUACAAGUUACAUGGAAGUGAUUGAGUUUUUUUUUACAAAUAGAUAUAAACAACACAGACAUCUGAAUCGACCAUCGAUUCCGGUUCUUUCCGUUGAAUACUAGAAACUUUGUGUUCAAGCUACUGUUUUCGUCGUUCAUCUUUGCUCUUGUGCAAAUCACUCAGUUCUCACCAACACUCGUGUUUCCCAAACCCUGAGAAUCGAGAUUUGCAAUUCUCUUUGAUUUCAAAUUUCAAUUCGACACGAAUUUCUAAAACGAAAUCAAUCACAUACCUCGCUACACUAGUGUUUCCCUAUAAAUCAAAACAGAGCUCUAGAUACCAAUUGUUGGAGUUCAACAAUGAACCUCCAUUAACAAUGCACAGCUCUAGAUACCAAUUGUUGGACUUCAACAAUAAACCUCCAUUAACAAUGCACAAAAAGAUGAAGAAGAUAAAGAGCAGUUGCAUAUAAAAAGAAAGAAUGAAAUAGUAACUAACUUUGAACUUUCUCAAAAAUGCAAAAUUUUGUUACAUGUGCAAUUCAUUUGGACUUAUAUAUUCAUCCAAAUUCAAUCCAAAUUCAAUUCAAAUUCAAAUUCAAACGUAAACUCACAUAAAACUUAAAUGCAAAGGAAACUAACUCGAAAUAAAUUACAUCAUUUAACAAAAAUACCCCACUCCAACAUGCAGCAGCGACGAAUUGCGAGACGUUAAUCUCCUGGCAACCUCACUUAUUUUGCGAGGUAGACACCCUUGGCAUAAACUCCUUGCUAUGAUGAUUUUUUUUUCAGCAGAACUCAAACUUUCACCAAUUUUUAGAUCUAACUUGUGCCACUUGUAAUCCUUUUUGACACCUUUAUUUAUUUAUAUAUUCAUAUUUGCCUUAAAAAAAGUCACUAUUUAUCUGAAUGGGGAAAUGUUAAAUGCACAAGUACCCUCACUCCCAACAUUGAGUCAAAAAUAAAUAAAUUAUGGUCUUCCAAAUGCAAUUUAAGGCAAGCCAUAAGUGAUCACUAUCAUUUUAUUUUUCCAAGAACUCAAAUACCAAUUGCACAAGAAUUGACAUUAAAAACGUUGUUAAAAUCCAUUGUGCCACCCAUCGUAUCAGCAUUGCUUGGAACUGUCAAAAGAAACAUUUUUAUCAGCGUUUUAAAUUUCAAACUCCCAACUUCUCUCUUCCAUGGCUAAUGACAAAACAGAUGAGCCAGUGUUGUUGAAGCUUCUCGUAGACACAGAAACAGACAAAGUUGUAUUUGCUGAAGCAGGAAAAGACUUUGUUGAUGUUCUAUGUAGCUUCUUAACAUUACCAUUAGGAACCAUUGCAAGACUUAUUCAGAAGGAUUCAAACAUGGGACCUGUCAAAGUUGGCUGUCUUAACUCACUCUAUCAAAGUGUGUCCGAUCUUAGCAAAAGAUAUUUCUUAACAAAGACACAUAAAAAAAUGUUAUUGCAACCAAUAAACUCGUCAGAAGAUUAUUGCAACUCUCUCACACUUAACAUUGACGAUACUCCGCCGGCUACGUACUUCUUAUGUACUAUAGUUGAUGAUAACUGCUGCGGUAAUGGUUUAUAUACUUCCUCUGAUACUAAUUGUGCAGGUGGGAAUCCUUUGACUCAUUUAGUUUCCCUCAAACAUUUCCACAAAGGAUUUGUUACAAGUAGUGCUUCUUUUGUUAUUACCGAUGAUUUGAUCGUCAUGCCAAACUCCAAGCAUGUUACAAGCUUUGGUUUACUUCAAAACUGUGGAAUAAAAACCACAAGUUCCUUAAAGGAAAUGACGUUUGAAGUCACUAAGGAAAAGGUGCUGGAUCUUUUGAAGUGCGCUUUGAUUUCCAAGUCACCUUUAACAGAUACGUUUUUGCGAAAUGAACCAUCCGUUGAAGAGUCGUCAAAGAUUUUGAACUAUGAUGUUGAAGAUAAUGCUGAUAUCCAGAUAAGUGUAAAGCUAGUUAUAAGAAAAUCAGAUGGCAAGGUAUUGUAUGCUCAAGGGGAAGAAGAUUUUGUUGAUAUGCUAUUAACUUUUCUCCCAUUUCCCUUGGGAGGAGUUGUAAGUAAGAUAAGAGAAAAUUGUUCUUUGGGAAGUAUUGAUAAAUUGUACAAGAGCAUUGCUGUUUUAGAAGAAAACAAGUAUUUUAAGUCAACAAAAGCCAAGACAAGGCUUGUUGAUCCUCAGGUUGCAUCGCAAUUCAAACUAAGCAAUAAGAUAUUACCUCUUCAGCCGGAUAUGGAGUAUUAUUGUUAUUAUGAUGGCAAAAGUUUCAAAGACAGUAUUAUUGAUAAUCAAUUUUUCAUAAGUGAUGAAUCUAGGAAAGAUGAGAAAAACUGUAAAAAUAUGUUUCUACUCGAUAAUUUCAAAGCAUGGAGAGGAAGCCGAGAAGGUUAUGUGAAGGAAUUGAAAAUGUAUGUGGCUACUGAUGACUUGAUCGUUGCACAAUCGUCUCCAAUUUCAUCUUUAAAUUUAAUUGACAGUUCGGAAACUUCUCUUGAUGACUUGAAGGAAGAGGUUGUCACCAUUGGCCUUAAGGAGUGUCUUGGCAUAUUGAUGGCUGCAUUGACUUCUACAUCUGCUCUAACAAAUGGUUUAGCUCACUUGUUAACUGAAGUUAAGGAGGAGAAAUAAGAAUUAAUUUUACUUCUAACAGACAACAUUUUCAGGCAUACUAUUUUGUGGUUGUUUCAUUUUUUCAGGGGGUUUUAACAAAAUAAGGGAGGUUUCUCAAAGGUUUUAAGCGUGUGGUUUUGCCUUUGUAAUUCAAAAAAUUCUCUUGUGCCUUUACAAGACGUAGGUCACUGACAGACACGAUCUUGAGAGUUCUCACAUAUCUUUUUUGUCAAAAUUUUGAAAUUUCAAAUCUUGGCAUUAUUAUCUUUGACUAUAGCAUCACACAUGAACUUUGGAUCUUGUAUUUCGAUGAGACUUGAGAUGUUUUCAAAUUGAUUACCAUCAUCGUAGAAUUGAGAGACCAAAUCACAGAAGAACCUUGAAAUAAAAGUCUUCACUUAAACAUCGUUGAAUUGCAAAGGCAGAAUAUGAUGAAUCUAGGCCAUCAAAAAAGUGCACAGGAAAUGCUUCUAAGUUCAAAUAAUGGAGCAUGAGAGCUGGAUCAAGGAAAUUACAAUAUAUACAUUAUACUAAAGAAAUACCAUGUAGUUGGCAUUUCCUACUCUUUUACUAUUCCUUUUAUCAAGUUUCUUUAUGUUCUCCUUUCUUGAUAUGUUGGGAUAUAAGAGCAUGAAGACGAGCAAGAUAUGUGAGAUUCAGUUUCCCCCAUUAUAUGUGAGAUUCAGUUUCCCCCAUUUUGUU
Molecule: messenger RNA, 4444 nt
Organism: Lathyrus oleraceus (garden pea)
Lineage: Eukaryota; Viridiplantae; Streptophyta; Magnoliopsida; Fabales; Fabaceae
Exons: 4
Coding region: 2321-3760 (479 amino acids)
Source: RefSeq, a predicted model, not a curated record